GAGCCGCCGCCGCCGUACGAGGCGGCGCAGGCGGUGGCCGGUCCGCCGCCGCCGCCGCCGCCACCGCCGCCGCCUCCGCCGCUGUCGGCCGAGAAGGCCACGCCCUUCGAGCCGCCGCCGGCGUACGACGACGCCACCAACCCGGCCAAGCUGCCGAGCUACGACGAGGUGCAGCAGGAGAAGGCCCGCGAGGGUGGGGCGCUGCCGCCGGCCGAGCCGCUCCCGGAUGAGCUUGACGAGGACCGGUCAGCGCUGCACCUGUGGCGCAUCUCGUCGGUCGGCCUCGAUCCGGAGGCUGCGGCCGCCCUGCACGACCAGCAGCUGCUCGGCACCGACCUCAUGUUCUUCACCGCCUUCCUCGCGGCGUUCCUCUUCAACUGGAUCGGGUUCCUGCUGCUGCUGUGCUUCUGCCACUCGGUGGCCGGACGCUACGGAGCGCUGGCUGGCUUCGGCCUCUCGCUCGCCAAGUGGACCCUGAUUGUGAAGAACUCGACCACGCUUGUCUCGCACGACAACUCCUGGCUCUGGUGGCUCAUCAUGGCGUUCGGGCUGGUGAUCUCUGUUCGCGCCAUGCUGCAGUACCUAUACAUCAAGCGCGAGUGGCGCCAGCUGUCGGUCGCCGCCCGCCAGCGGCUCAUCUUCUUCUACUAGGCGGUGCCGCGGCGCCGUCGCCCCGGGCGUGGCGUGGGGACGGCCUGAGCCCGACCCUGGGGCGGCGGCGGACCGUUGCUGGCGGCGCGCUCCCGGCCGGGCCGACCGGGGCGUACGCUGCCUCCGGUCAGUCGGCCGCGGGUCACCAGCACUUGCUGCCGCACCCGCCGUGUAGGGCUCUGUCGAGCGCUGCCGCAGCCACCUCCAGUCUGAUAGCCCGCUUGCCGGCCUCCGUAUCAAGGAUAGGUUUUUGGUUUUAUUGAUUGACGUGGCUACUUCGUUGCGGGGACUCCGUUCCGUUGCCGCGGCGCUUUCUGACCAGUGUAAAAGCGCAAGGCCGUUUGCGCGGCCGCCACUGCACUGGCUGUAUGUAGCGUGCAUGUUUGGAGUACAGUUGGCCGCCACGGGCCAUGAUAGCGUGUGACUGUGAUCCGUGUUUCCGGCUGGGGGGACGUGCAGUGUUGGAUGCUGCUGAUGUGAUCUAGUAGGAUAGGAGGUAUACCUUCAUACGCCGGGGCACCUAAUGUUGCAUAUGGGAUAUUGGCGGCGGCAACAGCGCUUCUUACAGUGUGCAUUCCCGAUCCUGCCUAAUCGGAGGAGCCCACGCUCCGCCCCUCGCUGCUUCUGAGCGCCGUCUUGUCCCGACGGCGUUGUUGGGGGACAGCCACAUAAGUUUUAAAUGUGCUGGACGGCGUAUUGGAUACAUUUAAUGGGGACUGGAUACACACUUUGCUGCAUUAAUCGCAGGCGUAAUGGCAGGUCGUGAAGAGGGCAGAUGCGUUCUAUCGUUUUACUACUUCUUCGGGAGCUUUUGUGCCGCACCUGUCGAACUGGCGCCACCUUUCGGUGGACCGCAUCUCCGUGCGCCUGUACUAGAAUGUGAUGUUGCGUUGGUGGUUUCCCUAGUGGUUCUUCGGGCCCCAGCUUAGUCGCCGUGUCUGCUACUUAGCAUUGAUGGCCAUGCCUGUCCGGUCAAACGCACAGGCGUUGUCGGGUUGUCCAGUUGUCGUCCGCGGGGUGGGCCCCGUUUCCGCCGGUUUCGGUAUCGCUGUCGCCGGUGCGUCGCUCGGUCGGCAUUUGUCGAGGACAUAGCCGCCGCCGCGCUUUAUCCGCUAACCACGCGCCUUCACGUCCUCUAGUCGCCUCGAAGCUAACCGUCGUGUGCACUUGUGUGUUCUGUCCAGUCACCGGUCGUUGUUGCGAGGCGGCCGUCGGCACUGGCGCCUUGAACGCUGUCUGCGGAGCCGCCACGAGGCCCGUCACCGCCGGGCCACGCGGAUGUCAGAGGAGUCGUCAUUUAGUCCAAAAUACACCUAAACUACCAUC
Pollicipes pollicipes is the source of this 1977-nucleotide messenger RNA. Its product is annotated as NEDD4 family-interacting protein 1-like. Gene Ontology annotation, biological process: positive regulation of protein ubiquitination; metal ion transport; vacuolar transport. The record is from RefSeq and is a predicted model, not a curated record. Gene Ontology annotation, molecular function: WW domain binding. The annotation marks the transcript as partial. NCBI's taxonomy places the organism in Eukaryota, Metazoa, Arthropoda, Thecostraca, Pollicipedomorpha, Pollicipedidae. Gene Ontology annotation, cellular component: perinuclear region of cytoplasm; endoplasmic reticulum; Golgi apparatus. The transcript has 4 exons.